Molecule: messenger RNA, 552 nt
Organism: Exophiala aquamarina CBS 119918
Lineage: Eukaryota; Fungi; Ascomycota; Eurotiomycetes; Chaetothyriales; Herpotrichiellaceae
Exons: 1
Coding region: 1-552 (183 amino acids)
Source: RefSeq, a predicted model, not a curated record
AUGGCAUCCGAUCCAUUUGACGAGUUACUGGAUAUCGAAAAUAACUACUACAAGGAAGGCUAUGAUGCCGGCGUCGUCGACAGCACAUACGCAGGCUUGGUUGAAGGUAAGGUGUUUGGCGUCGAAAAGGGGUACGAGAAAGCGCUGGAAUUGGGUAAACAUCGGGGACGAGCACUUGUAUGGCAACGCCGGCUUGGUUUGUCCAAUGCCAGUGGUGAGGCCCUCCGGGAGGUGACUACUUCCUCUGCCGGCACCCCGACUGCUUCUACCCUGUCCGACGCAGCCAUGAUGCGUCAGGUCUGCCAGACUCUCCCACGCUUGUCCACAAAUGCUCGACUCCAGAGACAUGUUGAGGCACUGUCGAUUGCCGCAGAUCCUGCUUCCGUGGCCAAGGACAAUUCUGACGAGGCGGUCACGGAGUUUGACGAGAGAAUUGCAAAGGCUCGCGCAAAGGCCAAAGUCAUUGCAACCAUUGUUGGAGAAACCUUCAACCCAACUUCCACCGGAAACACUGGCAUAGAAGACAGCACUGGCCUCAAUGCGAGGCAAUGA